ACCACUUCACCACUCUAUCUUUAUCUUCUCGCUUCUGUUUCUGUUGAGAAUCUCAGUAGCAGCGAUGAAUUUUUUCUCUCCGACCACCGCAACUCGGACGAUUCCGGGAUGUUUUCUUUUUCCGCCACGAUAUGGUGACUUCUCGAGAAGAUGUUCUCUGGAUCUUAAACGUUCUGCACCUCCGUUUAGAGCUUCAACUCUCGUUUGCAUGGCGGAACCUUAUUUGAUCACGAAGCUGGAAUCAGCGGAGAAUACGUGGAAAGAGUUAUCGGUCAAGCUGGCUGAUCCAGAUAUUGUCUCGAACCCCACAGAGUAUCAAAAACUUGCCCAAUCAAUGUCAGAGCUCGACGAGGUGGUAUCAACUUUCAGAAGAUUCAAGGAAUGUGAGAAGCAGUUGCAGGAGGCAAAAGCUUUAGCAAAAGAAAGUGGGAAUGACGAGGAUAUGGCAGAAAUGAUUGCUUUAGAAAUCAGUUCUUUAUCCAGUCAACUCAAAGACAUUGAGGAGAAGCUUAAGGUGAUGUUGCUUCCAUCUGAUCCUCUUGAUGCAAGAAAUAUUAUGCUUGAAGUCCGAGCAGGUACGGGUGGUGAUGAAGCUGGAAUCUGGGCUGGUGAUCUUGUCCGUAUGUAUCAGAAAUACAGUGAGCGGAAUUCUUGGAAAUUUUCCCCUAUUUCAAGUUCUGAGGCUGAAAAAGGUGGAUUCAAAACUUAUGUGUUGGAAAUCAAAGGAAAUCGUGUCUACAGUAAAUUAAAAUAUGAGUCUGGUGUUCACCGGGUUCAACGUGUUCCUCAAACAGAAACACAGGGCCGUGUGCAUACUUCAACUGCUACAGUAGCCAUCAUGCCAGAGGCAGAUGAAGUUGAGGUAGUGAUUGAUCCAAAAGACAUUGAACUAACAACUACAAGAUCUGGGGGUGCAGGAGGGCAGAAUGUGAACAAGGUGGAGACAGCAAUUGAUCUUUUCCACAAGCCAACAGGAAUUCGCAUUUUUUGCACUGAAGAAAGGACUCAACUUCAGAACAAGCAUCGAGCUUUUCAAUUGCUGCGAGCCAAACUUUAUGAGAUCAAAGUGAGGGAACAGCAGGAGAGGAUCAGGAAUCAACGAAAAUUACAGGUUGGUACAGGUGCCCGUGCUGAGAAAAUACGGACUUACAAUUACAAGGAUAACAGGGUGACUGACCACAGGUUGAAAAUGAACUUCGAGCUCACAUCCUUUAUUGAUGGUGAUAUAGAGAACGCAGUUCAGGCAUGCGUUUCCAUGGAACAAAAAGAACUCAUGGAAGAAUUGGUUCAAUCUACCGGGGCUCCAACCACUUGAAUUUCCAUCAUUUCCUGCCAAUAGUUUGGGCCCUCAUAACACGUAUUUCUUUGAGAACCGUAUGAACUGCUAUGAGGUUAGGUAAAAAUCAUUCACCAUUAUUCAUAAUUUUUCUGCACUUGGGCCUGCUAUAUGUAUGAUUGAUAUACACAUACUGAGAUUAUACCAUUUAGAGUUGGGUUUUUGGCGUCAGUAGUCUGAAAAUAGAGGGAGGAAAAGAAGAAAUUAACCCAUCCCAUCCCCGCUUGAACUAGAUUGUGAUGUUGAUGCGACUUUACGAAAUUAAUUACAUAUUUUUCCUUUAUUGUAUGGUUUA
Cucurbita pepo subsp. pepo (vegetable marrow) is the source of this 1631-nucleotide messenger RNA. It is a transcript of the gene APG3, whose product is annotated as Peptide chain release factor 1. Gene Ontology annotation, cellular component: chloroplast. Gene Ontology annotation, biological process: translational termination; plastid translation; chloroplast organization. NCBI's taxonomy places the organism in Eukaryota, Viridiplantae, Streptophyta, Magnoliopsida, Cucurbitales, Cucurbitaceae. The record is from RefSeq and is a predicted model, not a curated record. Gene Ontology annotation, molecular function: translation release factor activity, codon specific.